Messenger RNA from Dibothriocephalus latus, 516 nucleotides. NCBI's taxonomy places the organism in Eukaryota, Metazoa, Platyhelminthes, Cestoda, Diphyllobothriidea, Diphyllobothriidae. The record is from the annotation of a GenBank genome assembly.
AUGCUCACCUUCCCUCUCUCUCUCUCUCUCUCUCCUUCUCCCACACAGUGUCAGGGAACGCUGGUGCAAUUUAUCACCUUCCUCAGUCUCCAAAUGACACGCGAAGAAAUGCAGGCCCAGUGUCUACCCCUCGAGCAGAUGAUGGGCGAGUACUACGUGCCGGCGGACACCGCCUUCUGCCUCUUUCGCAGCAUCUUCAACCAGCGGGUUGCUGUUGUGCUAGAGCUGCCGGUUCGACUCGAUGCUUCCUUUGGACUAAUGCAGUUCUACCGACUUGUUGAUGUGCACCUUAGAGUUAAAAUCACUCCAAAUAAAAAAUAUGCCGGGAGCGGUGGCCGAUUUAAAUUGUUUUUUUUUCUCGUGAUUACGCCCAUCGGUAGAACUUGCCUCAGUGCAUCCAUUGUCACGUGGACUGUGGGCAUGGAAUUAGCUUGUUGGAACAACGUGCUCUGCAGGGUUAACAUACUCAGCUCGGAUACAAAAUUUCCGGCAACACUACCGGACGGCGGUCACUGA